Messenger RNA from Penicillium chermesinum, 1494 nucleotides. Its product is annotated as putative sugar transporter. The coding region runs from base 1 to 1494 and encodes 497 amino acids. The record is from RefSeq and is a predicted model, not a curated record. NCBI's taxonomy places the organism in Eukaryota, Fungi, Ascomycota, Eurotiomycetes, Eurotiales, Aspergillaceae. Gene Ontology annotation, cellular component: membrane. Gene Ontology annotation, molecular function: transmembrane transporter activity. The transcript is spliced from 2 exons. Gene Ontology annotation, biological process: transmembrane transport.
AUGAUCGAGUCUGAUCCGGUCAAAUCGCCAGGCAUCGAGCCCGUCGCCAAAUCCAUCCCUCCUUCGCCCCCGUCAGACUCAAGCGAUGGCCCUGAUGCAGCAUACAAGGGCAAAGCGGAGGUCCUGAAUCGCGCCAUCCAGGAUAUCGGCAUGGGCUGGUACCAAUGGCAGCUUUUUAUCGUGGUGGGGUUUGGCUGGGCGAUGGACAAUCUGUGGCCUGUGGUUACAGGCUUGAUUCUUACGCCUGUGGGAAACGAAUUCCACCCGAAGCAGCGACCCAUUCUGACACUCGCGCAGAAUAUCGGGCUGCUGGUCGGGGCCAUCUUCUGGGGGUUCGGGUGUGAUGUGUUUGGUCGCAGAUGGGCCUUCAACUUGACGAUAGGUGUGACUGCGGUUUUUGGGUUGAUCGCUGCUGGGUCGCCGAAUUUCGCUGCUAUCUGCACCUUUUCAGCGCUGUGGUCGGUGGGUGUUGGUGGGAACCUUCCUGUUGACUCGGCCAUCUUCCUCGAGUUCUUGCCCGGGUCGCAUCAGUAUCUGCUGACCGUCCUGUCCAUUGACUGGGCUUUUGCGCAGGUGGUCGCGAACCUGGUCGCCUGGCCCUUGCUGGGCGACUUCACCUGUGAGAGUGCUGACGGUUGCACAAAGCAGAAGAACAUGGGCUGGCGGUAUUUCCUGAUCGCCAUGGGCGGAUUGGCCAUGAUCAUGUUCAUCAUUCGCUUCGUGCUGUUCCGGAUCUACGAGUCGCCCAAAUUCUUGAUGGGCAAAGGCAAAAACGAAGAAGCCAUCGCCGUGGUGCACGAAGUAGCCCGCAUCAACAGCAAAACAUCCUCCGCGACAAAAGAGGAGCUCGACAGCUACGACCAGGGCGAAAUCUCCGAAUUUGGUGCUUCAAGCCUCGUGCGCCAGCGCCUCGACAAGCUGAAUUUCAAGCACAUCCGGGCCCUAUUCCGAACCCGCAAGCAAGCAUUCUCCACAACCCUCAUCGUCCUCGUCUGGGCCUUCAUUGGUCUCGGAUAUCCCCUCUACAACGCGUUCCUCCCCGCCAUUCAAGCCCAGCGGGGCGCCGACUUUGGCGACGGCUCGACCUAUAUCACGUACCGCAAUACUCUCAUCCAGGCCGUGAUGGGAAUCGGUCGAAAAGGCGCUCUAGCAGCCUCGACGGCGAUCACCGGGGCCUUCCUGCUUGCCUCGACGACCGCGACGACGUCGAAUGCCCUGCUUGGCUGGAACUGCGCUUUCAGCUUCAUGAGCAGUCUCAUGUAUGCCGUUCUGUACGCAUAUACACCUGAGAUUUUCUUGACGAAAGAUCGGGGUACUGGGAACGCCUUGACGGCAUCUGCCAAUCGUAUCUUCGGUAUCAUGUCACCCAUCGUGGCGAUGUAUGCGAACUUGAAUUCCCCGACGCCUGUCUAUGUCAGUGGAGCGCUGUUCAUUGCGGCGGGGAUUCUGGUCGUGUUUAUGCCGUUUGAACCGAGAGGCCAGGCUAGUCUUUAG